CCCCAGAGGCGCGGCCUCGGCAGGCUGUGGGGCAGGCGGUGUUGGCGGCUACAGCGCAGUUCGGGCUCCAGAGGAGCUCCAGGAAAAUAAUGAAUCUGUUCCUGGAGCUUCUCCUGUUCCUGGCCACGCUUCUCUACUCCUACCUGGAGGCUUUUGUGAAGCUGUUCGUGCCUGUGAGGAGAAAGUCUCUCGGCGGGGAGCUGGUGCUCAUCACGGGCGCUGGCCAUGGCGUCGGGAGAGCGACCGCCUUGGAGUUCGCCAGGCGCCAGAGCAGGCUGGUUCUGUGGGACAUCAAUAAGCACGGGGUUGAGGAGACGGCGGCAGAAUGCCAGAAGCUGGGAGCCACUGUUCAAACCUUCGUGGUGGACUGCAGCAAACGGGAGGAGAUCUACAGCGCUGCAGACAAGGUGAAGAAGGAUAUUGGGGAUGUGACUAUCCUGGUGAACAAUGUCGGUGUGAUUACAGCUGCCGACUUUCUCUCGACUCAGGACCACCAGAUAGAAAGGAUGUUUGAAGUCAACAUUCUGGGUCACAUGUGGACCACGAGAGCUUUCCUGCCAGUCAUGAUGAACAACAACUAUGGGCACAUUGUCACGGUGGCUUCAGCAGCAGGUCAUUUUGUGACUCCUUUCAUGGUGGCAUAUUGCUCAAGCAAGUUUGCUGCAGUUGGAUUUCAUAAAGCUCUGACAGAGGAGCUGUCUGCCCUUGGAAAGAAUGGAAUAAAAACAACAUGCCUUUGUCCAGUUUUUAUAAAUACUGGAUUUGUCAAAAACCCCAGUACAAGGCUUGGAAAGAUUUUGGAGAUUGAAGAAGUCGUACAGGCUUUGAUGGAAGGAAUAGUGACCAACCAUAAAAUGGUUUUCAUUCCACCACAGCUAAACAUUGCUUUGCUUUCUGAAAUGCAUACUGCUUUCAGAGCAUGUAAUACUCACCUACAUCUGUACAAUAUUGAAACUUCCUGGAUCCUGCAGCAAUACUGCAGUUCACAUACUGCCCACCGAUACCUGGCUUUGGAAUUGUCCUAAAAGGCCAAGAAUGGACUCUAAUUAGUCAGAGAUUGGGUGUUUCCAGAACGUGCCCUGAACCUUCUGAAGAAGAUGACCAUUCCAAAGUUUGAUGCAGUCAUUGGGCAGAGAAGCACACAGUGAAAAGCAAGAAUUGAUUCUCAUUUUCCAGAGGCACCAGUGAAAAGAGAACAUGUGCUGAGCAUAAUUCAGCUGCCUUGAUUUGGAACAGAGCUCAAGCGGGUGCUUCCAGGCCACCAUUCCCAGGCACACCUAAGGGCUUGGGCUUAUCUCACACCUGCAGCUAGAACACACCUGCAUAACAGGGUGUAAUAAUAGCAGGCUGCAUAAUAGCAAAGCACUGAUGCGGCUCUAGAAGGGCUGCAUUGAAUGUAUAUCCCGUCACCUUUGUCUCAUUGUGCUGGGGCAGGCAGGAUGCCCACAAAGAUCAUGUUUGGGACAACAUAGCUCCUUAGUUGAGUGCAAAGGGAUUGCCUGAAAACAUGUUAAUCUGGACUCAUCCCUGAGCAAAAGCAUCUUGCAAGAAGCAAUUUAUAGAGGAGGUGGGUGGCCUGUUUCAUCUCAUUUAAUAAUUUUAAGUUUAAAAAAAUGUGCUCUGAUGAACACUUAAAGUUUCAUGUGCAUUUAUAAUGAGCAUUAUUGAAUUAUUUGUAUUAUUGAAAUAAUACAGUCUUAUUAGUAAUGUAAUGCCUAAUUACAACAUUUAUCAAUUAUGCAUUAGCACCACGAACACUCCAUGUUACAAAUAAAUACAUUUUACUAACCCAAA
Messenger RNA from Haemorhous mexicanus (house finch), 1794 nucleotides. Its product is annotated as estradiol 17-beta-dehydrogenase 11-like. The record is from RefSeq and is a predicted model, not a curated record. The coding region runs from base 90 to 1025 and encodes 311 amino acids. The transcript is spliced from 8 exons. Gene Ontology annotation, cellular component: lipid droplet. Gene Ontology annotation, molecular function: oxidoreductase activity, acting on the CH-OH group of donors, NAD or NADP as acceptor. NCBI's taxonomy places the organism in Eukaryota, Metazoa, Chordata, Aves, Passeriformes, Fringillidae.